CCAUUACUCAAUGAUGAUCUAAAAAAAAAAAGACUAUAAAAAAUUGAGUGAUACAGACGACAAAGACCACGACUCUUCUUCCCCAUGGCUUCUUCAGCGAAGAAGCUCAUCUCAAGCUUUCUACUUGUCUUAUACUCCACUACCAUCAUUGUCGUUUCAUCAGAAUCUCGGUGUCGGCAGUUUAAGUCAAUCAUCAGCUUUGGUGAUUCCAUUGCCGACACCGGAAAUUAUCUCCAUCUCUCCGACGUCAAUCAUCUUCCUCAAACCGCCUUUCUUCCUUAUGGUGAAAGCUUCUUCCAUCCUCCCACCGGCCGUGCCUCUGAUGGCCGUCUUAUCAUCGAUUUCAUUGCCGAAUUCUUGGGACUACCGUACGUACCGCCUUAUUUUGGAUCCCAAAACGUGAGCUUCGAACAUGGGAUCAAUUUUGCGGUGUAUGGAGCAACCGCAUUGGAUCGAGCGUUUCUUGUGGGAAAAGGUAUUGAGACUGAUUUCAGCAAUGUGAGUCUAAGUGUUCAGCUUAACACCUUUAAGCAGAUUUUGCCUAACCUCUGCGCCUCAUCCUCUCGUGAUUGUAGAGAGAUGCUUGAAGACUCACUGAUACUCAUGGGAGAGAUUGGAGGAAACGACUAUAAUUACCCGUUUUUCGAAGGCAAAAGUAUCAAUGAAAUCAAAGAGCUUGUUCCUUUAAUCAUCAAAGCUAUUUCUUCUGCAAUUGUGGAUUUGGUCGAUUUAGGGGGCAAAACAUUUUUGGUACCCGGAGGCUUCCCAGCAGGAUGCUCUGCGGCGUAUCUGACUCUAUUUCAGACCGUGGCAGAACAAGACCAUGAUCCUUUGACAGGUUGUAUCCCAUGGCUCAACGAAUUUGGAGAGCACCACAACGAACAGCUUAAGACAGAACUCAAACGACUCCAAAAACUCUAUCCUCAUGUCAACAUCAUUUACGCCGACUACCACAAUUCCUUAUACCGGUUUUUUCAAGAACCAGCUAAAUACGGAUUUAAGAACCCUUUGGCUGCAUGUUGUGGAGUCGGAGGUCAAUACAACUUCACUAUUGAUAAAGAGUGUGGAUAUGAAGGAGUUGGCUAUUGUCAAAAUCCUUCUGAGCAUGUGAAUUGGGAUGGUUAUCAUUUAACCGAAGCCACGUACCAGAAGAUGGCUCAGAGUUUACUCAACGGCCCCUAUGCAACUCCUGCUUUUGAUUGGUCCUGCCUUGACUCUGAUUCAGUGGCUAAGGAGUAUUCCUUCAGCAGUUAAAAUUCAAGAAUUUGUUGUAAAAAGAAUGUGAUGAUGAUUAUUAACAAGAACAGAUUGCUUGUACGGCAAGAUUUGACUAAUGACAAAUACUUAAGGUGAGGAUCAUAA
Molecule: messenger RNA, 1362 nt
Organism: Camelina sativa (false flax)
Lineage: Eukaryota; Viridiplantae; Streptophyta; Magnoliopsida; Brassicales; Brassicaceae
Product: GDSL esterase/lipase At1g28670
Molecular function (GO): hydrolase activity, acting on ester bonds
Source: RefSeq, a predicted model, not a curated record